Messenger RNA from Maylandia zebra (zebra mbuna), 4226 nucleotides. RefSeq names its product sarcolemma associated protein a (gene slmapa). Lineage: Eukaryota; Metazoa; Chordata; Actinopteri; Cichliformes; Cichlidae. Gene Ontology annotation, molecular function: protein binding. Gene Ontology annotation, biological process: protein localization to plasma membrane; regulation of membrane depolarization during cardiac muscle cell action potential; regulation of voltage-gated sodium channel activity. The record is from RefSeq and is a predicted model, not a curated record.
UGAACGCACCACCGCUGUCUGCUCUCUAGUUACAGUAUGGCGGCUGGGACUUGCGGAGGAGGACAACUUCUUCUAGAUUCCUUCCAGCGACGGCAUUAAUAUAAAACUUAUAGCGGCAACCACGAGGUACACUGCAACAGACGACAGCGGCAUAACUUGUGUUUCUUACUGGGGCUUUCCCCAGAAAAUAAUCGGACUGGUGUGUGAUGCGUGAGGACCCGCAGUCAAGAAACUCCCCGGAUUUUUCCGCGUCGGUUUCUGCUUUGACUGUCAGUUAGCCGGCUAGCUGCUAGGUAGCUCCCUUCAAUGCUAACGCUCGCCUGCAGAGCUCUAUAUUAGCAAAAAGAAGCGCUAGCGUGUUGCUUUUAUUUACUCCAGGUGACAGGGAUGGUAUACCGUAUCCAUUCGGUAAGCGGACUGGUUGAAAAAGAUGGGGAGAAAAAAUUUGUGGACCUGGAAGAUAACUUUGUCAGUACUCAUUAGCCUAGCCUAACCUAGCUUUCUAGUACAACGCCAAAAGAGAGUUAGCGCUUCGCCUGUCCACCAGCGAGUUAGCCAAUUAGCAUUUUAGUUGCACAAGACGACCAGAUAAUCCUCCCCUGUUCAUCCCGGUGGAUGGUUUUGAAACGUCUCCGCUGACUAAUUCAGACGAAGAGUGGGCAUUGAGCUGCUUUAGUUUUAUAACUCAGGGGUGUUUUGGCGUUCGGGCUCGCUAGGUGUUCUCUGGUGGAGGGAGUGGUGAAGGUAGGGAGAUAGGAAGGUAGCUAAGGUUCCCUGCAUCAGGGCAACAAGGUCACUCAGAUUAUGAAGACCCAUACAUGUCAACUACACUUAUAGAUGACACUUUAGUAAAUGACAGACGCGUGUGUGUUGUGUGUAUGUGUGUAUAGGGUGAUGAACGCUGGGGUGUGUGCCUGCUGUUAGCUUGCUGCAAGAGAAGACAACACAGCUCAGAAGCGCGCAAUAAUUGGACCUACUGCUCUUGAUAUACGUUAAACAGACAGUUUAGUCAGCACAGAAGGAGUUUGAUGGACGUGAGGGGCUGUCAGUGCUAUACUCACUCAUGUAUGUCUUGACACAUGGCAGCUUGGUCUGUACAUAGUGCCUGCUGUCACAUAUAAGCGUCGUUAUGUAGCUUCGGUGGGCAGUCAGUGAGGGGAAUGUCCUGUCUUUUUUUAUACCUGUUGGUUUGUUUUUUAUUUCUCACACACAAGAGAGGACCAUGUUUACUAGUUAGUGCCUAGAAGAUUAGAGGACUAACAUUUCAGCCUACAGAUAGGCCGCAGAUAUCGUAGAUUAUUCCUAUUUUUUUUUGGAGGAGGGACUCCACCAGAAAAACCUGCCACUCUGGAUCAAGAAAACUUGCCCCUCGUCACUGGUUGGAGUAAUACUCUCAAGCCAAAAUCAAUGCCUUCAGCGCUGGCAAUAUUCGCCUGCCGACCCAACUCGCACCCAUUCCAGGAGCGGCAUGUGUACCUGGAUGAGCCCGUCAAGAUCGGCAGGUCGGUGGCUCGGUGCCGGCCAGCCCAGAACAACGCCACCUUCGACUGCAAGGUGCUGUCCAGGAAUCACGCUCUGGUGUGGUUUGACCACAAGACUGGCAAGUUCUACCUGCAAGACACUAAAAGCAGCAAUGGGACAUUCAUCAACAGCCAGAGGUUGAGUCGUGGCUCGGAGGAGAGUCCACCCUGUGAGGUCCUCUCCGGCGACAUCAUCCAGUUUGGCGUCGACGUCACUGAGAACACACGCAAAGUCACCCAUGGCUGCAUCGUGUCAACAAUCAAACUCUUCCUACCUGAUGGGAUGGAGGCACGCCGACGAAGCGAUGUCAUCCAGCCUCCAUUACCACUACCUAUAGACAAGGUUGCAGCCAACACUCCCAGUAUGUAUUCUCAGGAACUGUUCCAGCUCUCCCAGUAUCUACAGGAGGCCUUACACAGAGAGCAGAUGUUGGAGCAGAAGUUAGCCACUCUGCAGCGUCUGUUAGCCACCACUCAGGAGGCCUCAGAGAGCAGCUGGCAGGCUUUGAUUGAUGAGGACCGUCUUCUCUCCAGGCUGGAGGUGAUGGGCAGUCAGUUACAAGCUUACUCUAAGUCCCAGACAGAGGAAGGGAUCCGUAAGGAGCUCUUGGCUCUUCAGGAGGACAAACACAACUACGAGACAACGGCAAAGGAGUCUCUGAGGAGAGUUCUGCAGGAGAAGAUUGAGGUGGUCAGGAAGCUGUCAGAGGUGGAGCGCACGCUCAGUAACACCGAGGACGAGUGCACCCACCUGAAGGAGAUGUCUGAAAGGAGUCAGGAGGAGCUGAGGGAGCUCGCCAACAAGUACAACGCGGCCGUUAAUGAGAUCAAAGAGCUCACUGACAAAAUUAAGGCUGCAGAGGGAAGACAAGAGGAGCUCACUCAGCGGGGCGCGACAGAGAAGAGGGAGUUGGAACUACGGAUUGAGGAAAUGGAGGAGAAGGAGCAGGUUCUCCAGGCUCGCAUCGAGGCUCUGCAGGCAGACAAUGACUUCACCAAUGAGAGGCUCGCUGCCCUGCAGGUGCGGUUAGAACAGCUACAAGAGAAAAGCAUUAAAGAGAACAACAGUCUGGAUGUCGUCACUGUCCCCCACGGACCAGUAGAGGAGCUUGUCGAGGACAGAGAUUCCACACAGCAGAUACGCGAGAGCCAGGAGGAAGACGAUGAUGAGGAGGAUACAGACACCGAUGAUGGUGCAGUUGGGGAAGAUGAAGAUGCUGAUGACAACUGUCAUGUUAACAACAGCGGAGGAGACUCGACUAGAAACCAACAAUUAAUUGACUGUCCGCCUGUCAUAGAGCUAAAGAAGACCGUCAGUGAUUCACUCCACAAACUGGCCAACUUUGAUGUGAUGGACGCCCACUUACAGAACAACCAGACGGCGGGAGAUGACAUCCUGACCAGCCCUGAUCGACUCAAAGGGAAUCAGAUGGAUGCCAAAGAGUCAGACAUGUCCGACACUCUGAGUCCCAGCAAAGACCGCAGCAGUGACGACACGUCAGAUGGAAACAUGAACGACCAAGAGCUGAAUGAACCCCAGAACAGAGUAGCUCUGCUCAAAGAUGAGCUACAUCGGGCCGGUCUAGAGCCUGGAGACACGGAGCAGGUCAUCCACCAUCUCCACAGAGAGCUUCUGGAGGCCCAAGAAUUAGCCAACACCGGCAAGCAGAAAUGUCUAGAGCUACAAGCUCUGUUGGAGGAGGAGAGGAGGAGUAACUCUCAGCUGACUGAGGAGUCGACCAAACAGAUCCAGUUCUUGCAGACUCAGCUUGGGAAGCUUCAGGCUGACAUGGAGGCACUGAGGGAGCAGAGGGAGAGCACCAUCUGUAGCACCAGAGAGGAGCUUUACUCUGCCCAGGAGGAGAUUCUUGUCCUGCGACACGCUAUGGAGGCGGCCACGGCAGAGCGGGAGCGUGAGAUCACUGUCCUGCAGGCAGACCUGGUCAGUGUGCGCUCCGAGCUAGAGCACUGGAGGAACACAGCCGCCAAAUACGAGGAGGAGAUCGCCCGGCUGCAGGAGGCCUUCACGCAGCAGGAACAGCAGCAGACUGCUGCCAGCGAGCUGCAGGUGGAGUGCACUGCAUUGCACCAGCGGUGUACGUGUUUGCAGCAGGACUGUGAUGGCCUGAGAGCUGAGAGGAAAACACUCACAGAAAAACUGCACCGCCUGGAGGCUGAGCUGAGCAGCACCAGGGAGAAGAGUCUGGUCCUCAGCAGCAGUCUGGAGUCUCUGGAGAAGAGGGAGGAGGUUUUGCAGGACAAACUGGGUUCUCUGGAGAAUCAGCACCUGCAGGACGCGAGCAGGCUAAAGAGCCAGCUGGACCAGGCCCAGGCCCACACACACACACUGCAGAAAGAGUAUGAAGACACACAGUCCCAGCUAUCUGAUCUCCGUCAGCGUUAUGAGAGAACAGAGCAGGAGAAGCUGAACAUCCACCAGGAGCUGGAGCAGUGCAGGAGCAGCCUCAAGCUGCUGCAGGACAAGUCCAGCUCUAGCGGCUGGAGCCCCUGGAUGCCGGUCGUCGCAGUGAUGGUCGCCGUGACGGCCGCCGUCCUCUACCCCAACCUCUCCAAGAGCAGCUCCACCUAGGACACAAAACACAAGCGAACACACACACGGAGCGCCGUGAGGAGAGCGUCACUGCUUUACUUGUAUAAAGUCUAAUUGUACAUAAUUGUAGAGGGAUAUAAAGGUUGUGGUUUCUA